GGCCCGCGCUGUCCCCGCCUCCCGGCCCGCCCUCGCGGGCCAGAGUGAGCGACCGCCAGUCCGCGGAUAUCGGCCGCCGUCCGGGCGCGCGCAGUUAGCGGGCGCGACUAUGCCAAGAUGGUCCUGCAGGCGCGGAGCAAGCACCGGGACGCGGCUCCCAGGCCGCCCCGGUCGGCCCGCUCGUCGCCGCCGCCAGUGAGCAGGGCAUCCGAGGUGGAUGCUGGGGAGCUGGGGUCAGAGCGCACGCCGUCGUCGCCGGGGCGCAGGGGCGCGGCGGGCAGGAAGGGGCCCCGCGCAGAGACCGCCACGCUCGCCCCGGACGGCCGCGCGGGCCGCCUGGCGGCCGGGCUGCACUGGGUGCUGGGCCUGUGGCGCGGGCGCGGCCGGACCUGGAGCACGCUGCUGCUAGCUUCCUUUGCAGCCUUAUUGCACUGGAGCCACAUAACACAUCUCUUUGAAAAUGAUCGGCAUUUUUCUCACCUCUCAACGCUGGAGAGAGAGAUGGCUUUCCGCACCGAAAUGGGGCUGUAUUAUUCGUACUUCAAGACUAUUGUGGAAGCGCCCUCGUUCUUGAACGGAGUGUGGAUGAUAAUGAAUGACAAGCUGACUGAAUACCCGCUUGUUAUUAACACAUUAAAAAGGUUCAAUCUUUACCCUGAGGUGAUCUUGGCCAGCUGGUACCGGAUUUAUACCAAAAUAAUGGAUUUGAUUGGCAUUCAAACCAAGAUAUGCUGGACAGUUACCCGAGGAGAAGGACUCAGUCCGAUUGAAAGCUGUGAGGGAUUGGGAGAUCCUGCUUGCUUUUAUGUUGCUGUAAUUUUUAUGUUAAAUGGACUAAUGAUGGCAUUAUUCUUCAUAUAUGGCACAUAUUUAAGUGGCAGCCGAUUGGGAGGUGUGAUCACAGUGCUGUGUUUUUUUUUCAAUCAUGGAGAGUGUACCCGUGUGAUGUGGACACCGCCUCUCAGAGAGAGCUUCUCAUACCCAUUCCUUGUACUUCAGAUGUUGCUUGUGACUCACAUUCUCAGGGCUACAAAGCUUUACAGAGGGAGUCUGAUUGCGCUCUGCGUCUCCAACGUGUUCUUCCUGCUUCCCUGGCAGUUCGCCCAGUUCGUGCUUCUUACUCAGAUUGCAUCAUUAUUUGCAGUGUAUGUUGUGGGAUACAUUGAUACAUAUAAAUUACAGAAGAUCAUUUAUAUGCACAUGAUUUCUCUUGUGGUGUGUUUUGUGUUGAUGUUUGGGAACUCAAUGUUGCUAACGUCUUACUAUGCAUCGUCUUUGGUAAUUAUUUGGGGCAUGCUGGCAGUGAAGCCGCACUUCCUAAGGAUGAAUGUAUCUGAACUCAGCUCCUGGGUUAUCCAAGGGUGUUGUUGGUUAUUCGGAACUGUUACACUCAAGUGUUUGACUUCCAGGAUCUUUGGCAUUGCAGAUGAUGCUCAUAUUGGCAACUUACUAACAUCAAAAUUCUUCAGUUACAAGGAUUUCGAUACUUUACUGUACACCUGUGCAGCCGAGUUUGACUUCAUGGAGAAGGAGACUCCACUGAGAUAUACGAAGACACUGCUGCUUCCAGUUGUUCUCGUCAUCGUCGGCGCCAUUGUUAGAAAGAUUAUUAAUGAUCUGCGGGGUGUCAUAGCUAAACAACAGACACAUACACGAAAACAACAAUUUGAUCAUGGAGAGUUGGUCUACCACGCCCUGCAGCUGUUGGCAUACACAGCCCUUGGGGUUCUGAUCAUGAGACUGAAGCUCUUCCUCACACCGCACAUGUGCGUUAUGGCUUCCCUCAUCUGCUCCAGACAGCUGUUCGGAUGGCUCUUUGGCAAAGUGCAUCCUGGUGCUGUUGUCUUUGCUGUAUUAGCAGCAAUGUCUAUUCAAGGUUGGGCAAACCUACAGACCCAGUGGAACAUCGUAGGGGAGUUCAGCAAUUUACCACAAGAAGAGCUCAUAGAGUGGAUCCGAUACAGCACAAAGCCAGAUGCAGUGUUUGCAGGAGCCAUGCCCACCAUGGCAAGUGUGAAGCUCUCUGCUCUCCGACCCGUUGUGAACCACCCACAUUACGAAGAUGCAGGUCUAAGAGCCAGGACAAAAAUAGUAUAUUCAAUGUAUAGCCGGAAAGGACCUGAGGCCGUGAAGAAGGAACUGAUGAAAUUAAAAGUGAAUUACUACAUUCUGGAAGAGUCAUGGUGCAUAAGAAGAUCCAAGCCUGGGUGCAGCAUGCCUGAAAUCUGGGAUGUGGAGGAUCCAGACAACGCCGGGAAAACACCCCUGUGUAACAUCUUGGUGAAGGAUUCCAAGCCUCACUUUACCACAGUGUUCCAGAACAGUGUUUACAAAGUCCUAGAAGUCAUCAGACAGUGACUGCUUGUCACCUGCCAGAGACGCAUCAGUAAUGGCUUUACUGCUUUGCCACUCACUCAGAUCGCAAGCCGUUGAAAAGUCUGGGGAAGUAACAUUUUCAAAUGGCAAACAUUGAUUUGGUCCAUUUGCCAGUCUGAUUGUAAAAGUGACUUACACCAGAUUGAUUAGUUGCUGUUUCAGUGCACCUGUUAAAAUUUGCUAUGCAAAUGAGUAUAUGCUUGUGCUUGGUUUAAAUGUUUGUGUUACAGUGAACAAAGCCAUCUGUGUAGACAUACAUCAUGGGUGGUGACUGAUGAUAAGAAACUGUAGUCAUGUCUGGACAGUUCAGGGCCUGUUCCCACCCUUGCUUCCUGCUUACCUCUGGGUCUUCUCUUUGAACACUUGAGUGAGUCUGUGACUCCUGGUCUUGUCAGACAGCUCAGCUCUCAGUCCCGGCGUAGUUGGCGUGAGGGUCACCUGGUCACCUCACUUGUGGGUGCUCUUUGUGUUCUGUGUUGCUCUUGUGAGUAAAGUGUCUCCUGCCUGUUGUUACCCAGACUCCUGGGUAUAGUGGCGAGGACCAGUCAGUUCCUUUAGUUUCCACUCAUGUGGUAUUGCAUUUCUCCCCACACAGACUGGUUUCUUUUCCACAUAAAUGCUAUCUUGUCUUUAAGUUGAUUAGCAAGUGCUUAUUCUUGGUUAAAAAAUUAGCAAUUGUGUAUUUUUCUCAUUUUUAAUAUUAAUCAAAUAUUAUAUUUUAAUACCUUUAAUUCAUUUAAAAAAUGUUAUGAUUAAUCACGCUUUUGGAAAAAACUAUUUUGGUCAACCCCAAAUAUGAUACAUCUACAGCUUGAGAUAUAUAUAUAUAUAUAUAUAUAUAUAUAUAUAUAUAGAGAGAGAGAGAGAGAGAGAGAGAGAGAGAGACAGAGACAGAGAGAGACAGAGACAGAGACAGAGACAGAGAGAUAUAGCUUAUGGUGGUCUAUGCUAAUUUCACUUUCACUAUUAAGGUAAAAUAAAACCUAAGUAAUUUCUAUCAAAAUGUAAAUGGAUAGAGUUUUUAAUUUUGCUUUCAAAAUUGCCUGUCUUCAAUAAGACAAAGCCUUAAGCCUUAUAAUUUUGCCUCAAAAAAAAAAAAUCAGUAUGUGGAGUGAGUAUGCUCAGUCUUUCCCAUUUUGUCCUUUUUUUUUUUUUAAUUCCUAAACAUGCUUUGAAUUUCUUACACAAAUUUUCUUUCUUAGAAGUUAAUUUCUAUGAAAUGUCAUACUUCAAAGCCAUCAUCUUCAUUGUUGUAAGAAAUGCUUUUGAGGUUUUAAAUUCUAAACAAACUGACCAUGGCUGACUACACAUUUAGUUAUACAGUCUUCUCUUUAUUAACCACAGGCAGAUUAACCUCAGUGUGGAUUGUCCUUGAGACCUGAGCCUUCAGGGAUGGCUUCCGGUGCCCACUCCUGGCAGCCACAGAAGGAAGAGCUGUUCUCUUUCUGCCUUCCUCCCAGAGCCCAAGGACAGCUUGUCUGGGGGACACUGGCCACCUGCCAAGACAGCACUGUGACAGAGGAGUGUGGCCCGUAAGGAGCCAGCCUCACCCGCCAGGUCUCCCUCCAGCAGCUGCCCAGGACGGCGUUCCCACUGUAGCAGACUGGCCAAGCUUCCUCAUCUGACACUUAGUCUAUUCCAAAGCUUUUACCAACUCAGAAAAUAGGGGAGCGGCUGGAGGCCAUGCUUUAGGGGUGUAUGAGUUGUGGUGUGGUAAUAUAAGAGCAUGUGAAGAAAGUUACAGGCGUGGGUGUGAGGGACAUGUGCCCUGCCUCGGCUGCCGCCAUUCUGCAGCCCAGCGUGGCUGCUGUGUGGAUACAGCAGUUAGAGUUUUUUUAAUCACCUUUUUAAAGUUAUUUUCUGUUCUUACCCUCUAACAAUCCCCUUCAUAACAAGUUCAUGUGUAAUGAUUGGAAAUUCUGUACAGAGAAACAAAACAUUAAAAUACUAUUAGAACCAGUUCACAUGCUGAGAAACAUUAAAAGUAGUCUAAAUGAGGGGUUUUUUUUGUUUUGUUUUGGUUUUUUUUUUUUUUUUUUUUUUUUUUUUUUGCAGAAACCUUUUGUAACAGUAUGUCUUAAUGUAACUCCACCAGCAAGCUCAGCUUUUAUUUUCGGCGAGUCAGCUUGGAGCUGAGGCAUUGGGGUCCCCCGCAUACACAGCCCCUGGCACAUCUAGCCACUGCCGUGCUCUGCGGCGCAAACACUUGUAGGGCAACAUGGAACAGUGAUAGAUUUUAUGUAGCUGACAAUGCAGUAGUAAAGAUCAGUAUUUUGCAUAUUUUUAGCAUUUACAAAUAUUUUUGCUUUAGUGUGAGGAAAGGAAGGAAAGACAGAAGGCAACUGAAUAGUAAUUCUUGUGACACUAAAAACAAUAAGCUGGGUAAUACGUCCAUUAAGAGAGAAACCUCUAAAAUGCCUGGCAGAGCGUGCUGUUCCGUAGGCCAACAGCACAGAGGAGAAAAGGAAAGGAUGUGUCAGAAAUGACGCGAUCCUGACAGGAGUGUUGUGUUUUUAUGAAUUUUAUGCUCCUUGUUUACAUGUACUAUAUAUGUUAAAUAAAAAAUCCAUACAAAAUGU
Apodemus sylvaticus (European woodmouse) is the source of this 4955-nucleotide messenger RNA. It is a transcript of the gene Dpy19l1, whose product is annotated as dpy-19 like C-mannosyltransferase 1. Gene Ontology annotation, molecular function: mannosyltransferase activity. The transcript is spliced from 22 exons. The coding region runs from base 118 to 2358 and encodes 746 amino acids. NCBI's taxonomy places the organism in Eukaryota, Metazoa, Chordata, Mammalia, Rodentia, Muridae. The record is from RefSeq and is a predicted model, not a curated record. Gene Ontology annotation, cellular component: nuclear inner membrane.